GCCGGUAGUUCAGUGCUGUUCGACGUAAACAAAACUGUUCGCUGGUAAACCACUAUACAAAACGUGACCUAGUUAAGCCGAGAUAUCAAGAAGGAAGGGCUGAUUCAAGUGUUAUACUGUCUGAUGUUCCAUGUCUGCAACAAGGUCAGCCAUGAGACUCCACUUCCCUCUUCUGGUCUGCCUGGCAGCAGCUAUGUCCUCUGCUGUUGUUACUUCACCAAUCAAAUUAUGGACCAAAGUGAUCCUGACACAGCAGUGGCCCAAAACCUUCUGUUCUACGGAGCAUUGCCAACUCAAUGUUAGUUACUGGACACUGCAUGGACUGUGGCCUGAUAAAGGGGAAUUCUGUAAUUCUUCCUGGCAUUUCAACGCUACUGAAAUAGAGGACCUGAUCCCAGACAUGAAGAAGGUUUGGCCAGACCUGCUCAGCCCUUCUUCUUUUCACUUCUGGAAGUACGAGUGGUCUAAACAUGGAACAUGUGCAGCAGAAGCUGAUUCGCUGAACAGUCAACACAAGUAUUUCAGCAAGGCACUGGAAUUGUAUCAGAAGGUGGAUUUGAACAGCAUGCUGCAGAAGGCUAACAUUAUCCCCUCUGACGAAUACUACACUUUUUCAGAUAUUGAGCAAGCAAUGGAAAACUUCUAUGGCGUGAAACCCAAGAUCCAAUGUUUGCAUCCAUCAACGAACUCUGAGCCCCAGACUUUGGGACAGAUUGAGAUCUGUUUUGAUGCUGACUUCACUCUGCAUGACUGUGAGAAACACUUUGCCACUAAUACUCUUUCAAGAGGACAGUGGGACCAAAACAAAUCAUCUGGACUCAGUGUGUGUUCUCCUGACAUACCAGUUUAUUACCCACCUAAUUCUUAAAUGCAAACAUGUUCAAACUGGGGAGCUGUUGCUCACUAAAAAUCUCCUUUUACCUUUUUAUGGACAAAAAUAGUUCGUUUUUGUUUGUAAAUGGAUCGUAAUUUAGCAUGUACACUAAUAAGCAACCCAUUUCACCCUGUUUAGUAUCCCAUUUAACAAUUUUGAGUUUCUGUCAGGUUUACAAAUAUAAUUAGUAGCACAUUUUGAGCAAUGCUUGAAUUCAAGUUGGCUUAAACCACAAUGCUGUUUGCAUAUACAGCAAAAAAUGAAAAACACUCGUGGAAACUAAAAUGUUCAGUUUAGUACAGUCAGUUUUUGUGUCCUAUUUACAGAGGAAAUCCCUUAUACUGAACAUGUUUUUAAGGAUUUAUUAGGUUUACUUGAUGAUGGACUUUAUUUGUUUAUGAGAAUUCAGGUCUGAUCCCAUGAAGACACUGAUAAUUACACAAAAAUAUAAAGUUGUGUUUUACUAGCCGCUUUAUAUUGCAGGAUACUGUGGGAAAUAUAACACUCCAUAGACUGAGCUAAUGGGAUCAUAUAGAUGUUGAAGAAAAAUAGCCCAAGCUUAGAGCCUUGAGGUACUCCACAUGGGAUUUUUGCUUGCCCUGAUUUAUUAUCACCAAAUGUCACAAAGUAGUUCAAGUCUGCCGAAGAGGAUCACACUUGUUUUGCACUGUAACAGACAAUCUUGCUCUCUUUGCCAUUCUGUCAGUGAGAAUUUUAUGAUCCCUUGUUUUGAACACCUACAUCCAGUAAAACCAAAACAGAGGCUUUGUGAUUUGUCGUUGUUAAAACGCGUCCCAUUCAAAUUCUGUUGUGUAUUUUUUCUUAUUUUGUUAACUGGAAUCGUCUUGAUCCAGGGCAAUUUGCAAGGUUUUACUUUGUCCUGGGGGGAUGGAAAUGGCCUUUACUUUAAAGUGCCUUACUUUGUUAACUUCUUUGUCAUUUAUUUGACCUUUCUGAUAAUUGUUCUGCCUCUUUUUGAAUUUUUGCCAAGUAUAUGAAAUGAUACUCUAGAAUGUUAAAUAAACAUGGAGCGCCUGUGAUGAGAUUUAUUCAUGAACAGUGAUUAUUUUUAAUCACCUGUUACCUCAGGUUAUGUUUAUGUGUAGCAAACUGAUUGCUUGAUGUUAAAUAAUAUCUUCUGCUGUCAAAUGUCCUAAAAUUAGCAAUUGCACAAUGCUGUACGUUCUUAUUUUUAAUAUGAAUAAAUCUAUCCUUUUGAUUCUCA
This is a messenger RNA of Poecilia reticulata (guppy), 2099 nucleotides long. It is a transcript of the gene rnaset2, whose product is annotated as ribonuclease T2. Gene Ontology annotation, molecular function: RNA binding; ribonuclease T2 activity. Gene Ontology annotation, cellular component: extracellular region. Gene Ontology annotation, biological process: RNA catabolic process. The record is from RefSeq and is a predicted model, not a curated record. NCBI's taxonomy places the organism in Eukaryota, Metazoa, Chordata, Actinopteri, Cyprinodontiformes, Poeciliidae.